AUGGAAGAACUGGCGGUGGAGGUCCGUGGCUCCAACGGGGCUUAUUACAAGGGCUUUGUCAAAGAUAUCCACGAUGACUCUCUCACCAUUGCCUUUGAGAACAAUUGGCAGCCAGAACGCCAGGUGCCCUUCAGUGAUGUCAGGUUGCCACCGCCUGCUGACGCCAAGAAAGAGAUUGGAGAGGGCGAGGAGGUGGAGAUCCUCUCCAGAGCCAAUGAACAGGAGCCUUGUGGUUGGUGGCUGGCUAAAGUUCGCAUGAUGAAGGGAGAUUUCUAUGUGAUUGAGUACGCGGCCUGCGAUGCCACCUACAAUGAGAUAGUGACCUUUGAGCGCCUGCGUCCAGUAAACCCCAACAAGGCCAUCACCAAGAAUUCCUUUCACAAGUGCUCUGUCCCUGUUCCUCAGGAUCUACAAGAAGCGUGCCAGAGUGAGAACGCCCAUAAGGACUUCAAGAAAGCUGUGGGAGCCUGUCGCAUCUCAUACUGCCCCGAGACCAGCCAACUAGUGAUUGUGUCCACCAAUGAGUCAACAGUGAAGCGUGUGUCUUUGCUGAGUGACAUGCACCUGCGCAGCAUCAGGACCAAGCUGCUGCUAAUGUCACGCAACCAGGAGGCUACAAAACACCUGGAGAGCUCUAGGCAGCUGGUGUCAUCCUUCCAGGAGGAGUUCAUGGUAAGACCGGAUCUGAUGGGCCUGGCCAUCGGCAGCCACGGCAGCAACAUCCAACAAGCUCGGAAAGUUCCAGGUGUCACUGCCAUUGAGCUGGAUGAGGAGACUGGCACUUUCAGGAUUUAUGGAGAGACAGCAGAGGCAGUAAAGAAGGCCAGAAACUACCUGGAGUUUCUGGAGGAUUCUGUCCAGGUGCCAAGGAACCUCGUUGGCAAAGUGAUCGGUAAGAAUGGUAAGGUCAUCCAGGAGAUUGUGGACAAGUCUGGAGUUGUGAGGGUCAGGAUAGAAGGAGACAAUGACACCAAGCAGCCCCGACAGGAAUUGACACAGGGAAUGGUCCCCUUCACCUUUGUCGGUACUAAGGAGAGCAUUGGCAAUGUUCAGGUUUUGCUGGAGUACCACAUCUCUUACCUCAAUGAGGUUGAGCAACUUCGUCUGGAGCGGAUGCAGAUCGACGAACAGUUACGUCAGAUCACCCAGGGUCACCGACCAGCUGACAGGGAGAGAGGAGAGAGGGGCGAGAGAGGAGGAGGGUAUAAUACAGACAGCAGUGCCAAUGCCUCCUCAUCCUCCUUACAUGCCACUCGCUCGUACAACAGUCGCGGCCGUGGGCGCAGAGGACACAGCUACAGCACUGGAUAUGGCACCAACUCAGAGCAGUCUAACGCCUCUGAGACUGAUUCAGAGCGUAAGGAUGAACUCAGUGACUGGUCCCUGGCUGGAGAGGACCAGGACAGGGAGAGGGAGAGAGGCUCUAGGCCACAGAGAGAUGGUCGCAGGAGGCCAGGACCCGGCAGAGGCCGCGGAGGGCCUGGAGGAAGGGGAAGAGGAGGAAGAGGAUACAGCAAUAGUUCUGCGGGGCCUCAGGACCACGAGGAUAACCAUGCCUAUGCAGUCUUGGAGACAAACACGGAGACAGACCAGACAGCCGACACUGAUGCUAGCGAGUCCAACUUGCCUGCAAACCGCCGCAGAAGGUCUCGGCGACGCAGAACAGAUGAGGACGCCACACUGAUGGAUGGCAUGAGCGAGUCUGACAACGCCUCAAUGAGUGAAAAUGGAAUAGAUGACUCGGAAGCUAAACCUCAGCGUCGUAACCGUAGUCGACGUCGCCGCAUCCGCCUGCCUGAGGAGAGGCAGCCAGUGACUGUGGCUGAUUACAUAUCCAGGGCCGAAUCUCAGAGCAGGCAGAUGACCACCAACGAACCCAAGAAGAACAUGGAUGUGGGUCAGGUGGAAGCCAUCGCUGAGCACAGCCCGCAACCUGCCCCGGCAACCACCAAUGGUUCCAACAACAAUGCCGCCGACAGUGAGGGCAGCGAUGCCGCCGGAGCUCCCAGGUCUUCCACCGAGAGGCCUGCCAAAGUCUCCUACAAGGAGGACUCAAACCCGCAGACUGUUGUUAAUGGACUUUCCUAGUCAGACCCCAGCAAACGAAAUGGUUUCAAAUAUUUGAACUUCUUUGGCUGCACUUAAUUGAAUCUCACUGUCUCUUGAGCAGCCUUAAAAGUGAAACAUUUAAAUACAACAAGCACUGUUCUUUUUUUACUUUUACAAAUAUUUGAAACCUGUUUCUCUGCGCAAGUUUUAGAAGUCUGAACCUAACUCCCCCACCUCCCCACCCACCACCACCACCUUUUACAUGUUCUGUCCAACUAUCCAUUUUAUUACAGUUUUUUUAACAAUAGUUCUUCCUGUAUGAGCUUGCCAAAGAUAGUCAAACACACACAGACUUACAGACAUCUCUACUUAGCUGUACUUUUCAGUCCACUCUUCAUUGAGAGCUCAGGGAGAGGUUGGACUGAAUGCAGUAUUUAUAAAACGCAGACAGGGAUUCCACUCAAACUCAUACUGUGGUAUGAAUGCAGCAGUUCUUUUUUUACUGGUAUAAAUAAUAUCAUAGCAGGGUUUUAGAAUAAAAAAAGGUCUGCCUUUUACCAGGUGGACUCAGAAAGAUGCUUCCACAACCUUUAAUCAGGAUGUUUUGUGCAUCUGAAGUAGUUUGUAACUUAAAUGUUCUGCAUGAGCAAUACCACAGUGCAGAUACGUUUGUUGGAAAACCCCAAGUAUGUUUGACAUACAUGUGAUCAGCUGUUGUGCCUUGAGAGUAGAUUCAACAUGUUGUUGCCUGGCUCUGCACACCAUCUGAAAUCCUUCCACUUUUUUCUGUGUUACUUGGUUGCCUCUCACCUGCCAACAGUCGAAACAGAUGAGCUGCCUCCUUUUGGCACCGUAGGCAGGUGCAGGCUAACACCGAAAGACCCUGAGAGGAUUUCAGAGGCAUAUCUUUUUAAAAUCAGGUGUGUCUAUUCUUAAUGUUUGUGGGGUAAAUGAGUCAAGUUAUUCUUUAUAUAUAUCUGUUGAGGAGUUUGACAUUAGCUGCUUUGUUUUUCAAUAUGCAACCACUUCGGUCAUAGAAGAAAUGUUAUUACGGAGUGUCUGGAAAAGAAACAAACAAUAGAAGAGUCUUUGCACUGAAACGUAACCUUUUUUUUGUUGAAAAAGUUGAUUGUAGUUGAGUCUGGAAACUGGCCUGUUACUGUUUAGUGCUGGACAGAGAUGUAGCCAUCAGUGCUGGGUUUCCUGGAAACAUCUCAUUGCUAAACUUCAGGUAGUUUCAUUGAAUAUGACAAGGAGGUUACUGAUGCUGGUUCUUCUCAGAAAUCACAUUAAAUCAUCAGAGACUUUAAGGACAUUUGCUGUAUCUUUGAGCUUAAUUUCCCAUUUUACAUGCACACCAUUGUAGUAAUCCUGCUGAAGAAGUAAGAACCAGACUAACUUGGUGUUGAGAUGUUUCUGGAAAACCGGGCCCAGAUGAUGACAAUGUCAUUUUCAUGGUUCUUCCACAGUCUGGCUGGCUGGAAACUGGUCAUGACUGUUUCAUUAAGGAAGGAGAUUUAUUUGGUUUAUUUAUUUAAAAAAUGUACAGUAUUUAAAAAAACACAAAAAAAACAAGAGAAGCUCUUCUUUUUCUUGACACUAAACAAUGCGUUACCUAGGGGUUACUUUGAAAACAGUUGACAAUUUGGACUACUGAGAGUUGUGACAUCCAGUAUGUUUUUUUUUGUUUUUUUUUAAAGGAUCGUUCUGGUUGGUUGAUGUGCAAUAUGUUUUGUAUGCAGGUAGUUCUUAAAUAAACUUGAUCUUCUGUGUAGAUCUAAAACCCAA
Molecule: messenger RNA, 3837 nt
Organism: Seriola dumerili (greater amberjack)
Lineage: Eukaryota; Metazoa; Chordata; Actinopteri; Carangiformes; Carangidae
Gene: fxr1
Product: FMR1 autosomal homolog 1
Exons: 18
Coding region: 1-2088 (695 amino acids)
Biological process (GO): positive regulation of protein phosphorylation; positive regulation of translation; regulation of dendrite morphogenesis
Cellular component (GO): neuronal ribonucleoprotein granule; dendritic spine neck; dendritic filopodium
Molecular function (GO): translation regulator activity; mRNA 3'-UTR binding; protein homodimerization activity
Source: RefSeq, a predicted model, not a curated record